Messenger RNA from Plutella xylostella (diamondback moth), 2954 nucleotides. NCBI's taxonomy places the organism in Eukaryota, Metazoa, Arthropoda, Insecta, Lepidoptera, Plutellidae. The record is from RefSeq and is a predicted model, not a curated record.
UCACACUGUAAUCACGGUCAAGAUCAACCUACCAAGUUCUUACCAAAAUGUCCAAGUUUAGUCACUGACCAUGCAACAGGCAUCAGACAAGAAACAUUAUAAACGUGACGUCAUGUGGCCAGUAGAUAGUGUGACAUCAUGCAAGGCGACCUUAGCUUUAUUACGUCUCAACACAUGCAACCACGCAGCCAACCGAAGUGGACGCAUCAAUGUUAUUCAUAUCAUAAGUUUUUUUAUAAAACAAGUGUACUUAUUGCAGUGAAGUGAAGUUUUAGUGAUUUUCAGUGUCGAGUGUGGUUAAAAAAGAUAUGGCGAAGCUCCCCUCCCUCUCCGCCGGGCGCGGGGUGAGCGUGGUGCUCCCCGGCCCCGAGCACUCCUUCACCCUGGCCGAGGAGGCGCUGGCCGAGCUGCUGCUGCGAGACGACGUGAGGGACCGCCCCGUGGUGGUGAUCUCCGUGGCCGGAGCCUUCAGGAAGGGGAAGAGCUUCUUGUUGGACUUCUUCUUGCGGUAUCUGCAUCAUACGUACACAUUAGGAAAGUCCGGCGGCGACUGGCUAGGGUCGGAAGACGACCCCCUGCAGGGGUUCGCGUGGCGCGGCGGGUCCGAGCGCGAGACCACGGGCCUGCUGCUGUGGUCGCAGCCGUUCAAGGCCACUCUGCCUAGUGGGGAGAAGGUGGUGAUCCUGCUGAUGGACACUCAAGGCACGUUCGACAGCGAGUCCACGGUGCGCGACAACGCGACGGUGUUCGCGCUCAGCACCAUGCUGUCCUCCACGCAGAUCUACAACCUGUCGCAGAACCUGGAGGAAGAUGACUUGCAGCAUUUACAGUUGUUCACAGACUACGGGCGGCUAGCGGCCGACAGCUCAAAGGGCGGGAAGCCCUUCCAGAAGCUGCAGUUCCUGAUCCGGGACUGGAGCUACCCCUACGAGUACCCGUAUGGAGCCGAUGGCGGGGAGAAACUGCUGAAGAAGAGGCUUGAGGUGCACUCCGGGCAGCACGAGCAGCUGCAGGCGCUGCGGGAGCACAUCGCGUCGUGCUUCGAGGAGCUGAGCUGCUUCCUGCUGCCGCACCCCGGCAUGAGGGUCGCCACCGACCCGGAGUUCACUGGAAAACUUAGUGACAUAGACACCGAUUUCAAGAGCCACCUCCGCCAGCUGGUCCCGCUCCUCCUGUCUCCUGCCAGCCUGGUGCCCAAGCGCAUCGAGGGCGAGCGCGUGCUGGCCAAGAACCUGCUGCUGUACUUCAAGCCAUUCAUAAUGCCUUAUAUUUCUCCCAACCUCAUCACCUUCCUUCCAGACAUAGACACUGACUUCAAGAGCCACCUCCGCCAGCUGGUCCCGCUCCUGCUAUCUCCUGGCAGCCUGGUGCCCAAGCGGAUCGAAGGCGAGCGCGUGCUGGCCAAGAACCUGCUGCUGUACUUUAAGGCAUACAUGAACGUGUUUAAUGGGAGCGAACUGCCGGAACCUAAGUCUAUUUUGGCGGCAACAGCUGAAGCGAAUAACUUGUCGGCAGUGGCGGCGGCUAAAGAUGUGUACGACAGUCUCAUGGACGAAAAGUGUGGAGGCUCAUACCUGGAGCCGAGCCGCGUGCGACAGGAGCACGCGCGCGCGCUGGACAAGGCGCUGCACCGCUUCCACAGCUCGCGCAAGAUGGGCGGCGACGAGCUGUCACUGACCUACUGUCAGCAGCUGACCAAGGAACUAGAAGACCAACUAGCCACCUACCUCGAGCGCAACGAAGCGAAAAACAUCUUCAAAUUCAUCGGCACGCCGGCAGUGCUCGGCUGCCUGGUGGUGCUGGGCUACCUGGUGUCGCUACUCGGGUCCACACUCGGGGUCCAGACCCUGGUUUCGACGGGCGCCGCGGCGGCGGUGGCGGCCCUAGUGCUGCUGCUCGUCUGGGUUUACGCCAGAACAACAGGCAGCAUGCGGGAGCUCAGCGUGCAGCUGGAUGAGUUCGCCAACUCCGUGAGGGAACUGGCAAUUCACCAAGUGUGGAAUUUGUACGGACAGAACGCGGUCGCCUCGAGUAUGGGCCUCAACACGGACUCAAAUAAAAGCAAAUAAGUAUAAACCUAUGUAUGUACUAAAUGUGGAAUUUAAUUAGUAGGUAUACUUCUACUGAUAAAAUUUUACCCUGUACCUAUAUGAGGUUUCAUGUUUCUUUGUGAUUGAAUGGUGCUAAGAAUGAAGUGUGUUUGUUGUUAUUUUUAAAAUAAUAUAUUUUUGCCUAACUUAUUUUUAGAAAAUAAGAUAGUGUUCGCUAGAUAUUUUAAAAUAUUAAUCACGUAAGUGUACAUAAUUAUGUAUAAAACAUAUUUUUUAAUUCUAUACUGAACUGAAACACUAAUGACCAUUUUUUAAAUAAAUAACGAAAAGUUGUUAACUAUUUCUUUUUCUUCCAAUCCGGUAUGGUCCAACCUAAUCCUUAAAAAAAUAAUCCAGAUACCACUUACUACCUACUCAAAGCUUAAAGUCUUAACUUUGAAUUUUUACAGAAUGAAAUCAAACCAAAUCGAUAUAAAAAUAAGACCUUUAUUAUUACAUCGUAUUACAAUUAUCAAUUAUAUCCUAAAACCAAAACCAAUGUACAAAACGACACAGUAAGAUAUAAUAAAAUAAUGCUAUGCGGCUGCUCGUAACAAAAAUAUGUAGGUCUCAGGCCAUCCAUAUCUUCUUAAUAAAAAAAUGGUUUAGUUUAUAACCCAAGACCUUAGGACGUAAUUUAAAGGACCAACUCGUUACAUUUUAAACCUUCCCCAAACAUUAGUCCGACCUGGGAGUUCGAAAAUAGCAGACUUAUGGCACUAAACUGAUAACGCAAGUUAAAACAAUCCUCUUUAUAAACAUUGAUAAUAAUAAUAUGAGCAGAAGGGAAAGGAGUGGCCUAUGCGUGCGAGCGAGACAACUAUACGUCCCCACCGCCGUCGUCAGAGUGAGCGUACCAUAGAC